Penicillium cosmopolitanum is the source of this 2334-nucleotide messenger RNA. Its product is annotated as C2H2-type zinc finger protein. Gene Ontology annotation, cellular component: chromatin. Gene Ontology annotation, molecular function: DNA-binding transcription factor activity, RNA polymerase II-specific; RNA polymerase II cis-regulatory region sequence-specific DNA binding; zinc ion binding. Gene Ontology annotation, biological process: DNA-templated transcription; regulation of transcription by RNA polymerase II. NCBI's taxonomy places the organism in Eukaryota, Fungi, Ascomycota, Eurotiomycetes, Eurotiales, Aspergillaceae. Bases 1 to 2334 code for a protein of 777 amino acids. The record is from RefSeq and is a predicted model, not a curated record. The transcript has 3 exons.
AUGGCUCCCUCAGCUCCCGGGACAGCCAGCAACUCGCCGGCCAAGAAAACCUCCGCGCCGGAGAAGAAGUACAAGUGCCAAUUUUGCAACCGCGCCUUCAGCCGCAGUGAACACAGAAGCAGACACGAGCGAUCCCACACAAAAGAACGGCCCUUCAAAUGCUUAAAAUGUCGGAGCACCUUUGUUCGCCGUGAUCUUCUCCUCCGUCAUGAUCGUACCGUUCACGCCAAAGAUGGUGGAAUCCCCCUCGUUGCAGAGGGGCGCAGACGCGGUGGAGGGGUCCAGAAGUCCUCUUCAUCGGGACCUUCCAAGCCUUCGAUCACCAUUGAUCCGGCGACGUUGGAACAGAUUGAGGCAAGCAGUGAUGGUAUGGUCGACCUUGAAACUGCAGCCAUGUUGAUGACAGAUUUCCAACAUAAGGCUGCAGCAGCGGCGACGACGACGCAGCAGCAACAGGUGUCCGAGCGAUCCGAAUCCCUUUCCCCGGGUCGUGGCUCUUUCGAGCCUUACCUUUCCGGCAACGCGACCUUGCCCCAGAUGCCUUGGGAUACGCUCACUUCCCCCACGGAUACUGGCUCGAUGCCCACCCUCGUCGACCGCCAUGGCCCCGUCGGAGACGUCCUCCUUUCCAACUCGAUGCCCAUGUCUGGCCACUCCACCCCGAAUGCCCUUUCCCCGUAUCCCUCUAUGACCGGUCCUGUGAGCCCUGUUAACUACCGUCGUUCACCCGGUCCUAGCCAGGCCUUGACCCUCCCCCGGGCUCCUCAAAUUGCUGACGAGAUGGAGCGGAACAUGGUUGUUGAGCGUGUUCAAAGCGCUGACACCCUCGGUGCUCUGCCCGAGACAUUCCAGCUGCCAGGUACAGUUGCAUUGAACCGGUACCUCUCCACCUACUUCAACCUGUACCACCCUCAUCUGCCCUUCCUUCACCAGCAGUCUUUCAACCCAACUACUGCCCCAGCCCCGCUCCUGUUGUCCGUUCUCUCCAUUGGCGCUCUGUACACCUUUGAGCGUGAACAUGCUUUCAUGCUGCACGUUGGCUCCAAGGUCCUCGUCAACCAGUUCCUGCAACACAAGGAGAACUUUGAUUCCCGCAAAUGUCCUCUGUGGUUGAUGCAAGGUAGUCUGCUCAAUAUGGUCUUCGAGAGCUGGAGCGGUGACCCCAAGGGUCUCGAGUGGACUUGCUCCAUCAAGAGUCUCCUGGCCAACAUGGUUGCUGGUAACCGUUAUCAGCUGAAGGUUCGCACUGAGGCUCGCCAGGGAAUUCAGCCCUCUCGCGAGGAGUGGAUCGAGGAUGAGUCUUGCCGUCGCACCUAUUUCGCAGUCUACAUCUUCUUUGGCAUGCUCACCUUGACCUUCAACCACACUCCCGCAAUGAGCUUCGACGAGUUCGACAACCUCGAGCUGCCUUCGUCUGAGUCCCUUUGGAACCUUGAUCCAUCCGACGAGGAUUCAUGGCGCCGCGGUGUGGCCAGCGGCACUCUCACUGUCCGCGAGGCCCACGACUUCCUCUUCCAGGGUGAACAAACUCGCUACAGCGCUUUCGCGACUCGCGUUCUGAUCAACGCUCUGUUCUUGCAGGUUUGGAACCACAAGCGCAGCUUUGAGGCGCUGCAAGACGUCGUCACUGAAUAUAAGCUGCGUCUCGCUCUGGAGACUUGGGAGAGCUCCCUCGAGGUGUGCGAGUCGGAGACCAUUGUUGUCCCGCUUAGCACUCCUCAGAAGGGCCACCCCUUGAUCUUUAACUCAAUGGCCGUCUACCGUAACACUCGCGCCCGCCUGGAAGUUGACCUGAAGUCCAUCCAGGAGGCCAUGCGUUACCACUCGUCCUACGAGGUCGCCGCUGCCAUGACCGUUGCCCGCGAGAAGGUCAAGCGCUCUCAAGAGAUGAACAAGGUUGUUCAGCAAUGCUUCGAGUGCAUUGAAAUUGCCGCUCUUCAAGGCAUCAACUGGGUUGCCAAAACCUCCGCCACUAACUGGAGUGUCGAGCACCCUCUGUGUGGCCUGGACCUGAUGGUCAUCCUGAGUCUCUGGCUCUACCGCCUGGAACAUGACGACGAGCCGGCGACUGAGGCUGAGAUGGCUAUUUACAACAAGGUCCGCAAUCUGUUUGACGAUGAUGCCAUCGACGCGUUUGGCAAACUCAGCUCCACCGUCGCCCGUGUUUGGGGUAACAUCCUUGACGGCGUGGUUGUCUGGGGGUUGAUGGGCGAGUCAUUCAAGCUGCACUCCCAAGCCUUGGUCGGCUAUGAGGACUCUCUUCGUGUCGGCAAAGACCAACCGAUUCACGCAGUGCCUACCAAGUCGCUCGCCAGCGUUGGUACCGCGUACUGA